This is a messenger RNA of Trichophyton benhamiae CBS 112371, 945 nucleotides long. RefSeq names its product pyruvate dehydrogenase complex component Pdx1, putative. NCBI's taxonomy places the organism in Eukaryota, Fungi, Ascomycota, Eurotiomycetes, Onygenales, Arthrodermataceae. The record is from RefSeq and is a predicted model, not a curated record. The transcript has 2 exons. Gene Ontology annotation, molecular function: acyltransferase activity. The coding region runs from base 1 to 945 and encodes 314 amino acids.
AUGGCAAAUCUUCCGGCCCUCGCAAGACGGUUACCACUUCGCCAGACCAGCAAUGGCUACUAUUCUGUGAGAUGCGUCCAAACCGCUGCUCAACAACCGAACUUAUCGUAUCCGCUCUAUCCCUCCGUUGCGCAAUUGCUCAAACAGAACAAUAUCCCAUCAAACGAUGUGUCUAAGAUUACUGCUACGGGGCCGAAUGGUCGAAUACUAAAAGGAGACGUGCUAUCCUACCUGGGUACAAUUGCAGCCAGCUACCCUGCCGACCUGGCCUCACAGCUUGCAAAGAACUCGCGACUAGACCUAAGCAAUAUCAAGAUAGCUGCUCCUCAGGUCCCAUCACCAGCUGCUCCAGCACCCCAGGAGGAGCAUAUACAGGUGGAGGAGAAGACUGCAGGGUCAAGAUCAGAAGAGGCGGCAGGGUCUGUGUUUGAAACCAAAAUUGCCGUCCCCGUGUCUUUCUCCAAACUCAUCUCUGUUCGACGACGGAUCCAAUCUUCUGUGGGAGUUGAGAUACCACUGGCGACUUUCGUUUCUCGCGCAGCUGAUAUCGCGAAUGAGAACCUACCCGUUAAGCCCAGCGAGAAGCAGCGGUCAUCAGCUCUCUUUGAUGAGAUCCUAGGUCACAAGCCCUCUGCUUCUACACAGAUGGCGUUCUCCCGAGGAGACUACCUCCCAGAGAUUGUUUCUCCCUCUGAGUUCUAUUCUAGCUCUGAAGAGAGUCAGCAAAGCCUGCGCAAAUCCACGGAUGAUAUCAUCGACGUUCUGACUGGCCGGUCACCACCUUCAAAGAGAAAUGUGACCAGGACAGCUGAGGCAGAGGAGGACAGGAACACAAGUAUAUUUAGCCUGACGAUUCCUGAACACGAGGAGGCUCGUGCUAUGGCCUUCCUAGAGAAGAUGCAAGUUCUUCUAGAGGAAGAGCCAGCCCAGCUAUUGGCUCUUUAG